Sardina pilchardus (European sardine) is the source of this 1990-nucleotide messenger RNA. RefSeq names its product zinc finger DHHC-type containing 24 (gene zdhhc24). Gene Ontology annotation, molecular function: palmitoyltransferase activity. Lineage: Eukaryota; Metazoa; Chordata; Actinopteri; Clupeiformes; Clupeidae. Bases 573 to 1451 code for a protein of 292 amino acids. The record is from RefSeq and is a predicted model, not a curated record. The transcript has 3 exons.
ACGAUGCUGCUUCAUAACAACAAUUUAUCUUAAAUCGCAACUUCUUUUUUGCCUUGUCGUUUGGUACUUUUAAUGUCAGCGGAAAGCACAGUAAUAUCCCUGUCAGUCUAUGUCGUCAUUAUUAGAAUAAUGUUAUUUGCUAAGUGUUGUUAGUAGGUUUUGCGCUAGCUAGAUAAUGCUAGAUGGCUAACCUAACAAAUAACGUCACCUAGCCAGCCAGCCAGCCAGCCAGCUGCUCUAGUAGGCUACUAGGAAGAACGUGAAAGUUGUCUGGUGUCAAGGGAACUGUAGUAGCAGCUAGCUGUCAUUCUUCUAAUCAAAUUGUAAAUACCUUAGAACUAUAGAAUCGUCGGAAAGUAUACUCAACGUGUGGCAAGUAUGCUUUUAACAUAAUUUUAAUGUGAGGAAACAUAGCAACCUAACCGGUUAGUCUGAAAUAUUUCGAAAUCAUACCCGUCAUUUUAAGUCUUCCGUUUACAAGCUCACUAGCUAGUGACUUGGGUCAUCAGCGUCCACGUGCUUUAGUUUUAAUAACACUUGUCUGUUUGACAGACAGUUUGAACAGGUCAAUCAUGGUUAGCCUUGGCACUAGACUUUGGUGUCAAAUGGAACAUUUUUGUAAAUAUAUGCCCAUCGUGUUAAACACGGUGCUCGUCUUUUCCAUCACUGCGGAAGUGAGUUAUCUAGUCAUUGUGGAAGCUCCACUUCAACCUGAUCAGAAGAAAACUCAGUGGUCUACAAUAUGGAAGUCGAUACAUCUUAUUUCUCAGUAUUACAUGCUUGGCAACAUAACUUGGAACGCUUGGUUGUUCGUGAAUGAAAGCCCAAGCAUUCGUGGAGUGUUCCUUGGUGGAGAGGCUAUGGGGCAAGGCUGGAGGUUCUGCUAUGCCUGUGAGACACACACGCCUCCACGAUGUUCGCAUUGCUACGACUGCAAUGUCUGUGUCCUCCGUCGUGACCAUCACUGUGUGUUUUUCGGCCAGUGUGUGGGCUUCCGGAACUAUCGCUACUUUUUCAGCUGCCUGCUCUUCAUGUGGGCCGGCCUGCUGUAUGCUGUGGUGAUGAACGCCGAGGUGUUCAUCGUCAUCCUAAAGGAGGGGGUCACCCUUCACAGCAUCAUGCUCCUCUUUGUGCCCUGGAUCAUGCUCGUCUCAGGUCAGGUCACAGCACGGGCCUUUGCCUUCGCCUUCAUCGCUGACACCUGUGUGGUGGGCUUCCUGCUGGUGGCUGGCUUCCUGUUCUUCCAUGUUGCACUGAUGCUGAGGGGCCAAACCACACGAGAGUGGCAUUCCAGUCGCCGGCCCUACAGCCUCGGAAUUGUCGGCAACAUUAGGGAGUGCCUGGGUAUCCGGUGGUACUUGUGCUGGCUCUGCCCGCUCCUCCCCUCUCCACUUCCUGGAGAUGGCAUUAACUUCCAGGUCACUGGGUCACUGGAACCAGUCAGGGGAUGAUUGGAGAUGUUCUUCAUGAGAGGGGUGAAGUGGAGGUACGGGGUUGAACUGGUGAAUACUGCUGAUGGAGAUUUUCAACAACUGCUGAUGGAGAUCUCAACAACCAGCACUAAAGAAAAAACUGUUUAAAUUCAGCCAAGUAUACACUCAAAGCCUUUUUAAGGUAUUAUUUGCCAAAUCUGCCUCGGUUUUUUUGGAAGGGAAAUGUGCAGCUCUAUAUGUUAAAUAAUUUAUACAUACAAUUGUAACUAGGUGCCAUUAUGACAAUUGCACUAUGGUCUUAAAAUGUGUUUGGGCCUGUUUAAGGAUUGUCCUUAAUGUUUCUUGAUUUAUGUUGUAUCCUAAUUGUCAGGGCAGGGCUCUAUAAGCAUGUUCACUUUUGUUAAGGUUUCCGUUUGUUUACAUUCUUUAAUGAAUACUUCUGAGCACUUUUUGUUGAUUUCUUUGUCCACUCCUUGCCAAUUUUCGAAUGCAUGAAUGGGUUCAAUAUUUGAAUGUUAUUUUGGAUGUAGUCACUAAUAAACAGACAUCAAUAUGGA